AUGACGACGCAGCCGGCGGUGGGCGACCCUCUGUCGGACCUAUGGGAGCACCUGAUGUCGCCGAACAGGACGCACCUGUCCUGCUUCUACCCGAGCAAGAUCACCAUGAGCGGCAUCUGGACCGGCGACAACCCGCUCGACUUCUCCCUCCCGCUCAUCCUCUUCCAGAUGCUCCUCAUCACCUCCACCACCCGCGCCGCCACCCUCCUCCUCUCCCCGCUCGGCCUCCCCCGCUACAUCUCGGAGAUACUCGGCGGCUUCGUUCUCGGGCCCUCGGUGCUCGGCCGGCUCCCGCACUAUACCGACAUCGUUUUCCCCCCGCGCAGCAUCUUCAUCCUCGACUCCAUGGCCCUCCUCGGCCUCGUCUACUACAGCUUCACCAUCGGCGUCGAGAUCGAGGUGCCCACCAUCACCCGCGCCGGCUUCCGCAGCUUCUGGUUCGCCGGCGCGUCGGCGCUCCUGCCUUUCCUUAUCGGCGCCACCACCGGCUACGUCGCCCUCGGCACCGACGAUUCCCGUCAGAAUGCUGACUUCGUCGACAAACUCUCCUUUCCCAUCUUCCUCGGGUCCACCUUCGCCUCCACCGCCUUCUCCGUGCUCGCCCGCAACAUCGCCGAGCUCAAGCUCGCCGGUACCGACGUCGGCCAGAUCACGCUCUCCACCGCCCUCAUCAACGACACUAUCGCGUGGACUGGGCUCACCGUCGCCACGGCGCUCUUGUACGCGGAGGACAGUGGGUUGCUCUCGUCCGUGUGGACGCUCCUGUCGGGGCUUGUCAUCUUCGGCGCGAGUGUCCUCCUGGUCCGGCCCGCGCUCGUGCGGCUGGCGCAACGCGCAACCACCGAGGGGGAGGUAAUCGGUGAGGAGCGCGAGUGCGCCGUGCUUGUCGGCGUCAUGGUGGCAGCUCUCGUGGCGGACGCCGGGGGCACACACGUCAUCUUUGGGGCCUUCGUGUUUGGGCUCGCCGUGCCCAACGGGCCCGUCGGCGUGGAGCUGGUGGAGAAGGUGGAGGACUACGUGGUGGGGACGCUACUCCCGCUCUUCUUCGCCAUGUCCGGCCUCCGCACGGACACCUCCAAAGUUACGAGCAUGGAGGCCGCCGUGCUGCUGAUGGUUGCCACCUUUGCCGCGGCGGUGUUGAAGGUGGUCGCUUGCAUCGGUGUGGCCGCGGGGUUCGGCAUGCCGCUGCACGACGGCACGUCCAUUGGGCUGCUGCUCAACACCAAGGGGGUCAUCGAGCUCGUCAUCCUCAACAUUGCAAGAAACAAAAAGAUCAUGAGCGACCAGUCGUUCACGGUGCUGGUGUUCAUGUCGGCGCUGAUCACGGCGCUGGUGAGCCCGUUGCUGACCAUGGUUGUCAAGCCGGCACGGCGCCUCGUCUUCUACAAGCGGCGCACCGUGGCGUGGCCGCAGCCGGACGCCGAGCUCCGCGUGCUCGCCUGCGUGCACGUGCCCCGCGACGCCCCCGCAGCCAUCACGCUCGUCGACGUCCUGUGGCCCUCGCGGCGCUCACCCAUCGCCGUGCACGCCCUUCACCUCAUCGAGUUCGCCGGUCGCGCCUCGGCCCUCCUCUUGAUCAACGCCGCUGCCCCGGCCGCCUCUUCCUCCGAGUUCUCGGACCAGGGCCGGAGCCACGUGGAGAUGCAGUUCAAGCACAUCGCCCACGCCUUCAUGGCUUACGUGGAGAACCACGCGCCAGGCGGCGUCUUGGCGCGCACCAUGGCCGCCGUGUCGCCGUACGCGUCCAUGCACGAGGACAUCACCGCCGCCGCCGAGGACCAGCACUCGGCGCUCAUCGUGCUCCCGUUCCACAAGCACCGGUCGGUGGACGGCGGCAUGGAGGUGUCCCACCCGGCGAUCCAGUCGCUGAACGCCAGCGUGCAGUCCUGCUCGCCAUGCACGGUGGCCAUCCUCGUCGACCGAAGCCUCGGCAACGGCGGCACCGCGCCGGGUGGAGCCGGCGGGUACCGCGUGGCGGCGCUCUUCUUCGGCGGGCGCGACGACCGCGAGGUGGUGGCCCUGGCCACCCGCAUGGCGCGCAACCCGGCCGUCGGCCUCACCGUGAUCCGCUUCGUCCAGAAGGGCAGGGCCGGCAGCAUGACCUCGAGCGAGUUCGACGCCCUCAAGGAGCGGAAGGCCGACGACGGGUGCAUGCGGGAGUUCCUGGACCGGGCCAACGCCGGCGGCGGGGGCGUGGAGUACUGCGAGAGGGGGGUGUUCAACGCGAGCGAGAUGGUGGCGGAGAUACGGAACGUGGAGGCGGCCGGGAAGGACCUUUUCUUGGUGAGCAGGACGCCGGGGGCGACGGGACUGACGGCCGGGAUGUCGGACUGGAGCGAGUGCCCGGAGCUGGGGCCGAUCGGGGACCUGCUUGUGUCCAAGGACUUCCAGACCAAGGCGUCCGUGCUGGUGGUGCAGUCCUACGGGAGGGCGGCGGCGUCGGCGUCUUCCGAAUUUGCUGUUGGCGAGGCCGUCUUGCCGGCGCCAGAGGCCAUCAUGCCGGCGACCUCCAUGGGGCACCCGCCAAGGCGCCCACGACAACAUUCACAUUCUGACCUUAUGCUUUGA
Molecule: messenger RNA, 2568 nt
Organism: Aegilops tauschii subsp. strangulata
Lineage: Eukaryota; Viridiplantae; Streptophyta; Magnoliopsida; Poales; Poaceae
Source: RefSeq, a predicted model, not a curated record